UGUUUAGCUUAAUGAAUAGUUAUUUCCAUAUUUAGCUAGCACUAUUCAUUGAGCUAAAAAAUAUGUAAAAUAAUUAAGGUUUGCUUCACUUAUUAGAAGCUAAAUUUUCUCUAUAAUUUAAACAUUGAGCUAUUUUAAUUCAUCUAGGAGGCUCUAAGUAAACUAGGUUUUUUUUAACAUAAAAUAUCAAACCAACUCCACCGGCUACAAACCAAAAAUCUCUCAAAAAAAAAUAAUAAUAAAUGACAACUCCCUUAUUCAAACUAGAAGAAAAUAAAAAAUAAUAAUAAUAAUCUCCUUUUUUCAACAUUUCUCACAAAAGAAAUCAUUAAAAAUUGAAAAAAUAAUUACACAAGCCAAAGUAAAAUUACUUGCAUGUUUCCCAAACUAAAUCGUGUGUUGGUGUCUCUAGAUGAAACAUAAAGUCAAAUGAAAAAAGUCAGCCACUUUACUACACUUGUCAUAAUAUCAUUAGUUGACACUAUUAUAGCUGCUGAUGAUGUGGUAGCCUAUACAGCAAGAAGUCCAACCCUUCCCAAUAACACAAUUAGUCAUACAUUAAUUAAUGAUUAUUAUAACAUUAAAUUUACAGACAAACAAUGAAUCAAAGCUAGCUAUAUCUGAUCCAAUAUUCUUGUGAAACACUCCAAUUGUUUUACAAGUCUAGUCGAACUAUAAUUCAAUGUCCAAUGAUACAUUUAAUCUCCUAAUCACAACAAUCAUUGAUGAGAUCACUUUCUAAAUUAAAUACAUAUAAUAAUUUACUUAUAAUUAAUUAAUUAAUUAAAUGUAAUAGGGUGACGUUCAUGCCGCCGGCUACUUCUAUUUCUUCCAACCAAACCCUUUCUCAUCAAGAAAACGGCUCCUCAUUCUAUGGCAAUUAUGGAUAUGACUACCUCUACCUUAUAAAUCCCAACAAAAUCAUCACAUUGUGAUAACAACACAACGCAACCAAACAUUCAUUCCUUUCUUCACUAAUUCUCAUUUCACAAACCAACAUCAAAUAUGUCUUUUGUCAAUUACAUAUUAUUAUUACCAAUAAUUAUUGUGGUGGCAUUUUCAUCAAGUGGUUUUGUGGUGUUGGGGGAGGAAAUACCUUUAAAUAGCCCAGCAGUGCUAUUAAGGGUAGACCAAUCAGGAAAAGGUGACUUCACCAAGUUACAAGAUGCUAUCAAUGCAGUUCCAUCCAAUAAUAAUGAGCUUGUGUUUAUUUUGGUUAAGCCAGGAAUUUACAAAGAGAAAAUUGUUGUACCAGCUGACAAGCCUUACAUAACAAUUAGUGGUACCAAACCUUCUCUCACUAUUAUCACUUGGAAUGAUGGUGGUGACAUAUUUGACUCUCCAACUUUCUCUGUUUUGGCUUCUGAUUUCGUUGCACGUUUUCUUACCAUUGAGAACACAUUUGGGUCAAGUGGUAAAGCUGUGGCGUUGAGAGUAUCAGGUGAUAAAGCAGCCUUCUAUGGUUGUAGAAUCGUUUCAUUUCAAGAUACUUUACUUGAUGAUACUGGUAGACAUUAUUACAGCAACUGUUAUAUUGAAGGAGCCACUGAUUUCAUUUGUGGCAAUGCAGCUUCUCUAUUUGAGAAAUGCCAUAUUCAUUCGUUGGCAGAAGGAACUGGAUCAAUCACAGCGCAACGAAGGCAGUCGCCAUCGGAGGAGACGGGGUUCGUUUUCUUGGGGUGCAACAUCUCUGGUGUGAGAACUGCCUUGUUAGGAAGGCCAUGGGGAGCUUACUCAAGGGUCAUCUUUGCUUUCAGUUACAUAUCAAGUGCUAUACUGCCCCAAGGUUGGGAUGACUGGGGAAACUCAGACACACACAGUACGGUAUAUUAUGGACAAUACAAAUGUUAUGGACGAGGAGCAGUUAUGAGUAAAAGAGUGGAAUAUGGUCGUAACCUUACGAGCCUUGAGGCUGAGCCUUUCUUGACCAAAGACUUUAUUGGUGCCAAAGCUUGGAUCCGCCCUGUUCCCACCAAAUUCACCAAAGCUUUUAACAAACUAGUUAAUGGUGCAAAAAACUAAGGACAACGUAUGUUGAUCAAAUAUUGUACAAAAAUUCUUUAAUUCUUUAAAUUUAUUAUUUAUGUGAUUCUAUUUAUUACAAUA
This is a messenger RNA of Cannabis sativa, 2106 nucleotides long. RefSeq names its product putative pectinesterase 11. The record is from RefSeq and is a predicted model, not a curated record. The coding region runs from base 1006 to 2022 and encodes 338 amino acids. Gene Ontology annotation, biological process: cell wall modification. Lineage: Eukaryota; Viridiplantae; Streptophyta; Magnoliopsida; Rosales; Cannabaceae. Gene Ontology annotation, molecular function: pectinesterase activity. The transcript has 4 exons.